GAAUGUUACAUCACGCCGGGAACAUAUAUAUACGCACCUGCAGAAGAGUUUUUAUCAAGCCAUCGAGUUGGAAGACAGCUAACAAGAAGCAAGUUUCUGGUAAGGAGCGAUACUAAAACGUACUUUAAGUUUUUUUUUUGGAGUCCAUACGUUUAUCACAUUAGGAGCGGAAAGCUCAAGUUGUUCAAAUUUGGUGCUACAACUGAUUAUGGAUUUAAAGACUUUCCACUAGGAAGUGGUAUAUCCAUGUACACCUUUGCUCCACAAAGUUUAUUUUAAACAUCUAUAUGCAGAUUAAUUUGCUUGACUCCAAAUAAUUUCUAACUUCUUUCCUUUCAAGGUGUCUUGAAAAUUAAAGUCACGAUCAACCAUCAAAAUGGUAAGUAGUUACAAUACUUUGAUAAAAUUGUAGAUGCCCGUUCUUAACUUUUAAUUUGAAAAUGCCCAUCAGUCGGAAUAGCAGGGUUAUUUUAGUCAAAAAAGCUCGUUGUAUACGAAACAGGGAACCUGACAGACACUCGCAGCCAGGCUUUUCUCAGGCAUUGAACCGAAGUGAUCAGGAAUGAUCAAAGCAAUCGUUCUUUAUUUGAGGAAGCAGAAUGUGAGAAAAUUUUGCCAUAAUGUCCCCUAGCUCACUUGAAACUAAUAAAAUAAUUAUCAAUGUUUCAAAAAUAGCUCUCUUAGACACCAACUUUGUCCUUCAUUUUCUCCACUUCUAUUCAUCAUACUUCAUUGUGUUCAGUUUGAGAGUACAUUUCAAAUAAGCAAUUAUAAACGCCUAAUCAAUUUUUGACUUUAUAGCAGUUCUGAUACCUUAAUAAUUUACUUUAGAUGAUUAAUUGUGUUUUUAUGAUCCCUUGAUACAGUCUAUGUCAGGGGUACAAGUCGACGCCGAAAUCAACGGUUUGUUUAAUGAUAUGAAGAUGAGAAGCAAACACAAGUUUGCAUUAUUUAACAUUGAAGGAAAGAAGAAAAUUGUUGCUGACGUGUGUGGGGAUCCAUGCAAAACUGAAACAAAAGAAGAGGAUGAAGCACAGUUCAAUAGAAUGAAGGAGCAACUCACCAAUGAGCCACGAUAUAUUUUGUAUGAUUUUGGAUUCAUGAAGAAGGAUGGCAGGAGAGUUAAUAAGUUGGCAUUCAUCUUCUGGUGAGUAAGGCUGUUCUCUGUAUUUUUAACUGGUGACCGGGCAUAAAAUUUUCCCCUUAGUCUCAAGACAUUUUCGGCUGGAUUUACUAGCUUGACAGAGUUAGAGUUGUAAGCGCAUUUUCUUUUAUUAACCUAGUAAAAAUAAUAAAUCUCAGAGGUAAAUAGAGUUAAAGGUGCAACAGAAUAGGUAGCCUGCGUGACAGGCGUUUUAAAGGGGAGGGAAAAAGGAUUCCGGGCGCGCGAGAAGCGCGAAAGACGCGCGAGGGGAGCGUAGGGAACGCCUGCAAGGACGCUAUGGGUCUUUUUCGUUUUUCACAUCUACCGGAGUGAUGAAAAAAUAAUGAUUACCUUUAUUAAUGAUACCUUAAUCCGGUUAAUUGAAGUCACAAUGACAUCACGCUAUUUGAAUAACUUGAUCGAUCUACUAAGAACCAUAUGGCGAGUGAAGCCAGAAUAUUAUAGAAACUGCAAUAAACUCUACGGAGUCAGUGGACGCCGGGAUUUGAACCUCGGCCACAUUUGUGGGAGGUGAGUGCUCUCCCCCCUGCGUCACCGUUGCUCCCUGAACUUCCCUGAAUUGAUGUAUUACUAAUCAAAGUGCAUUCAUCAAGAGAUUAUUAAGUAAAGAAGGUGUUGGGACAUCUCUUUAGCUUUAGUUUGUACGAUGAAGUACACCCUUAUUGCCUAGUUCCCAUUUCUACUUAGGAACUGUUUAUAUGACGUGAACCAACCCUAGUCUGCUUGCUGAGAUCUUCCUUCGAGCAACCAAGAUCUCGGCAAACGGGGCAGCCUGCAUUCUCAUAUAAACACAAUAACAAUUUUACACUGAAACAAAGCAUGAGCCGACCCAGCCCCGUUAACUGGCUGAGCUGGUUCAUCUCAUCUCCCUUUUUUGUUUCAAGUGUGACGAAAAUGCAAAGAUUGGUCACAAAAUGAUUUACGCAUCUUCUAAAGACACCAUCAAAAAGUCCUUCACUGGUUUAUCACUGGAAUUCCAAGCAAACGACGAGGGCGAUUUGGAUUACAAAACUUUAAGUGAAGAAGUGGAAAAAAGAGCUUAA
Porites lobata is the source of this 2208-nucleotide messenger RNA. NCBI's taxonomy places the organism in Eukaryota, Metazoa, Cnidaria, Anthozoa, Scleractinia, Poritidae. The record is from the annotation of a GenBank genome assembly.